Actinia tenebrosa (Australian red waratah sea anemone) is the source of this 3822-nucleotide messenger RNA. Its product is annotated as transcription factor AP-2-epsilon. Gene Ontology annotation, cellular component: nucleus. Lineage: Eukaryota; Metazoa; Cnidaria; Anthozoa; Actiniaria; Actiniidae. Gene Ontology annotation, molecular function: RNA polymerase II transcription regulatory region sequence-specific DNA binding; DNA-binding transcription factor activity, RNA polymerase II-specific. The record is from RefSeq and is a predicted model, not a curated record. Gene Ontology annotation, biological process: regulation of transcription by RNA polymerase II; regulation of cell population proliferation; anatomical structure development.
UUAAAAUCUGUCUGGCUUGCCACUCAAGCGCUUGUCAAUUCCCGAAAGCAACCUUUGAAAAGUGAUCGGUAAACCAUACGAAACACAAAGGAUCGCCGCUGCACGAUAUUCCUAACUGAGCCGAACACUCCCGAGCGCGGCUUUCAAUUUGUCCCUGAGGCGUUAAUUGGUGCAGUCCCUGACAUGUUCAUUGCUGUAGAGCACUGUUUGGGCACAUAGAGAUUUUUUUGUAACAGUAUUGACGUUUAACGCCGCCGACUCCUACAGCCCCGAGGUUACAAAACAUUUUGCAUUGAGCGCGAAUUAAGCUUAAUUAUGACAACUCAGUUGGAUCCGCUGGGAGCUAACAGUCCAAGCCAGGCAGCAUUGAGGCAAGUAGUGGGAACUAAGAGAAAACGCUCACAUCAUCGUGAUUUGUCCCCUCCGUUAACUCCGAUAUCUCCGAAUUCAUCUUAUUCAAAGCGACCUGAGACUUCCACAUCCGCCUUCGACUUGAUCAACAGCGAGGAUCGUGGAUUAGGACUACACUGCGUGAGCACUGCUAGUAGCAAUGAAAUAGUGACUUCAGGGAAUAUUGCCACAAGCGCUGCCCUUGUAGCCUGUGCACCAAGACUUUCUCAUUCACCAACAACACACCACGACUAUAGGGAAGUCCUACCCCCUCCAAUGCAGCCCCAAGCACAUCAGUACUAUCCUUCGCAGUACAAUCCACUGCACUAUCAACAGCAACAACCCAGGUUCGACUUUCAGCAUGGCCUCGAACCAUUCCAAACUUCUCACUCACAACAGUUUGGACAAGGACCUCCAAGCUUUCAUCCUGCUUCACAGCAUCAAGUUCUUCCGAACAGCCAUUCGCAAGUCGCAGUUCCACAUCAGGGAAGACACCUUGGGUUGAGACAGAGAGCGGACGAUUUGGAUCCUUUACAACCCGUCCACAUUAACCAGUUCUCUUCGUCACUAGAGCAUGCAAGACGAAGGGAUGAACUUUUUAGUGCCACAAGAAGGCAUGAUAUGUUGCGGUUUGGGCCAGAGUCUAUGACUGGAGUUCCUUCGGCUGGACUACCGAUGCCGCCGGAUUCACAGAAUCAUUCUAUGGGGAUUAGUUCAAAGAAUGGAAACACAACUUCCAAUCAUACCUCCAACAGCAGAGAAGUUUUAUCCCUUUCUCGUCCGGUCAUUAAGAAACAUCACGAACAAGAAAACAAAGAAGACGAAAAUGGUGAUGGCACAGUUCAUCCUUCUGAUGUUUUCUGCUGUGUUCCGGGAAGACUUUCACUUCUCAGCUCAACGUCAAAAUACAAAGUUACUGUUGGUGAAAUACGUCGGAGACUGUCGCAUCCAGAGUGCUUGAAUGCGUCUCUUUUAGGCGGUGUUCUACGAAGGGCGAAAUCGAAAAAUGGUGGUAAAUGCCUUCGAGAUAAGCUUGACAAAAUAGGACUUUCAUUGCCUGCUGGUCGUAGAAAAGCCGCUCAAGUGACUCUACUCACAUCGCUCGUGGAAGGAGAAGCAGCUCAUUUAGCAGCUGAUUUUGAUUUCGUCUGUGAAUCGGAAUUUCCAGCAAGUCAACUAGCAGAGUAUCAGUACCGACAACAUUCUGAUCCAGCUGAACAACAAUCUAGAAAAAAUGCCCUUGUAACAGCAAAACAACUAACAAAAGAACUCCAAGAUAUACUCGCACAAGACCCAUAUCCAAAACUACGUUUACCUAACAGCACACUACCGGAGUCCACCCUUCGUAGUCUACACACCUUUGGUCUGGUUACCCAUGGGUUCGGCUCGCCGUCGAUCAACGCAGCUAUGAAUGCCUUUCAAGCUUAUUUGACAGAACUGUUGAAAUUUCACGAGGGGAAUGGGGGCAGUGGGGGUGGUGGGUCUAGAAAUAAUAGCAUAGUUAAGAAUGGAGAAACAUAAUAACCUAUUGUAAGAUAUCUAUGGUUGAAAUUCGUCUUUCUAUUUAAGUGCAUAGCCAAAUUGGUUUCGUUCUUGAGCCUGCGUUCCUAAUGGUCUGCGCUAUGAAAUACCGUUUUCUGAUUGGAUGAUAGUAAUACAACCACGUCGAGUCUUUCUGAUUCGUUCACUAAUAUACUUACUAAUGUAACUGUUUUUUGAUUGGCUGCUAAAACAUUGGGUAGUGAAUUCUGACUGGUGGAUACAUCAUCUUCUCCUGAUUGGCCAAAAUGAUAUGACCACCUUUUUUCUGAUUAGAUAACUCAAUACAGCUGAUUUUAUUUGAUUGGCAUAAACAUAUUGGCAUCAAAGCGAUCCUGAUUGGCUAAUACGGCAUUUCUCUUAAUCCUGAUUGGCCAAUAGAAUAUACCAACUUUUUCUGAUUGGUAAUAAUAUGAAUACGACAUUGAAAACUAACCAAUUGGAAUUAGAAACUACUGGUUCAGUUCAGUAUGCACAUUUUUCAUUCCAUGCAAAGACUAAUAGGAACAAGGCUAUGGAGACGAAAAUGGCAUCUAGGAUGCGUGGCGCAUGCGCAGUCAAGGAAAUAGUUUAAUGACGUCAUACCUGUCGAGGAAUGAUAGAAUUACUAAGGCGAGAUUCUAUCAGAUAGGUAAAGAAACUAAGCAAAAUGGUGUUAAGAACCAUCAUCACAUCUACUACUUCAUGAUAUUGAGGCAAAAUACUAAAAAAAAUAUAUCGUCAUAAAAAAGCUACUGUUUACAACUGCAAUACACUGAACAGAUUUAGCCAGAUUUAAUUCUUUUUAAUCAGUUAUAUAUCGUUAUAUAAUUGACUUAUAAAUCCUCUAAUUAAUAAGUUGUAUUUUAUUAGCAUUUCGAGUUACAAGUAAUUAAUGUGAAAGACUUUUAUCUUGGAAAAUAGACCCAUUGCAACGUCGGAAUGCAGCUCAAUUUGGAGGACAUAGGUUUCUAAUUCUCAGGAGAUUGAAAUUCUUUUGUAUUGCCCUCCAAAUAGAGCUGCUUUGACGUUGAAUGCAAGGGGUCUAUUCCUUACACCCGAUUGGCUGUAUUCAUUCCUAAAAAAUGAAAUUUUCAGGAAUAAUCUUAAGAAUUAUUCUAACUUACAGUAACAUCCUUGACUGCAUGAUUAAUGGCCACGAAUUUUAAGGAAAGAAAAACCUGUCUAUUUAUGCACUUUAGUUACGUAUAACAUUUCUACUGUCACUAUCAGUAGGCCACGUCUUAAAACUUGCGCUGUGAGAUUUUCACGACAGACUAGGAGAAUAUUCCCAGUGAUAGAAAACAGUGUCUAUAUCUUUCCUGAGCUUAAAUGCUAGUUCUACCAAUGACGGCGGUGAUUUUCGGUUUAUAUGUACCUGUCAUAGCUGCCAUGUUUAAUCUUCGAUCUGUUUGUCAUUCAACAUGUGAUGCUAUCGCCGCCAGAUUUUUGUUUACUGCAGCAAACGUUUGUCCUUUUGUGUGUGUUUUUCCUUCAUUCUCUUAGAAUUAAGUUGAAACACGAAUCGCUUGCGCUUUACAUGGAUAUUAAUAUUUCAAAUAUUUCAAGAUUUGAGAAAUCUUAUGGGUUUUUUUUUCCCGAAGUGAAAAAGAAAACGGAACUGAGAGGGAAACUAAACCCAAAAAAAGCAGCAGAUAAAUCGAGAAAAAAAGUAAUAUGACAAAAGACAAAGAAAGAGUUAGAAACGUAGUCUAACAGUGCGAUCGUCACGUGUAACAUCACGUAAAGGCGUGUCUGGACUUCAAAAUAUACCACUUGCGUCUUCCUGUCCAUUCCGGUCCCCAAGGGACUACAUCAUCAUACACAGAUACAAAACAAAUAUCAUCAAUGUAACAAUAGCCAUAUCCUACAAUACCACACCAAUGGAAAUAAAUGUAAACUAGCCUGAAGAUA